Messenger RNA from Moneuplotes crassus, 746 nucleotides. Lineage: Eukaryota; Ciliophora; Spirotrichea; Euplotida; Euplotidae. The record is from the annotation of a GenBank genome assembly.
AAAAAAUGAAACCUGUAUCCUUUCAAGAUCUUGACAUUGAUACUCCAAUUCCUUACUCUGCUGAAAUCUCAAGCAAUAGUGAUCAAGAAGCAUCUAUCUCACAAGAUACUUACACCUUCGACGAAAGUUCUAAGCAAAGCAGGUGUGGGUUUCAGAAAAUAGGAAAUUGAUACACCUUCUUACACUCAAAGGAAGGGAAACCAAUGAUCACGAUUGGCCCUGAUUUCAAAUUCUCGAUAAUCAUGCUACUCGGAGCCCUGGCUUACCUAGUCUUGGCAACUUAUGGCAUCAGGAAGAUCAGUGAUUCUUACUGGUACGUUCGAAUUGGAAUGUACGCAGUUCUUUGUGUAUUUUUUGGAUCGAUGCUGGCUACUGUUUUGGUUAACCCAGGAAUUCCGAAGAUGACUAGAUCGAAGGAUUUGGGCAAUCCUAUGUAUUGCAGGAAGUGAAAAAUUGUAGCUGAUGGGUAUCGUGUUAUCCAUUGAAAUGUAUGAGAAGUAUGUGUAGAAGGCUACGAUCACCACUGCCCAUGGAUGGGUAAAUGCAUAGCUUCUAGAAACAUCUACUUGUUUAAUCUCUUCAUAGUCUCUUACGUGAUCUCCUGGAUGUGUAACAUCCUGACUUGGCUAAUAGUGGUGGUUCCACAUUUGAUAAAGGGACAUUAACAAGAUUUACAGUUGUCACAGAGCCAAGAUUUAUUCUUAAUACCACAGAUAUUUGGUUUAUAUGGGGUUUUGGGGUUUUGG